Guillardia theta CCMP2712 is the source of this 338-nucleotide messenger RNA. RefSeq lists its product as hypothetical. The coding region runs from base 55 to 213 and encodes 52 amino acids. Lineage: Eukaryota; Cryptophyceae; Pyrenomonadales; Geminigeraceae. The record is from RefSeq and is a predicted model, not a curated record. The transcript has 2 exons.
UGGAGGGCUGCAUAUCUCUCAAUUUAUUACACAAGUGGAAUUUGGGGCCUUCCAAUGAACGUCAACUUGCAGCUCCUGUUGUCGAUCGUGGUGUUCACAGUCCUGACUUUCCUGAUUGGAAUCGCUGGUCUGCUUCAGAAGAUGGCGAGCGGCAAGGAUGUUGGUGCCUCGACAUCAAACACAGGCGUCCUACAGUUCGCAAGUCAAGCAUAAUUCUGCUUGUCGUUUCUUUUGUUUGUUGUAAGGCGUCCAAAAGGUGAUACAGCUUGAAUAACAUUUGAUGCCUCAUAGAACAUGUAUCAUCUCUCGAUAAUAAAUUCCUCACAGUGGUAUGUUUC